CUUAUGUCAUUUUGACAUAUGACAAGUAGAGGCACUCCCAAGUCUGGAUUCUGAAGAACUAAAUACUGAGUAAAGUCAAAACGACAAAGAAAAAUCAGUGCUUACAAAAUGGCUCUAAAAGCGCUUGUGGGGCAAAAGAUUAUGAAUGAGGUGAUCCGCUAUCGCGGACCCAAAGGCAAGGAAGCCCAACGCAUAGAAUGGCGUAUCCUCAUAGUGGAUCAGCUCUCUAUGAGGAUGGUGUCGGCUUGCUGCAAGAUGCACGACAUCUCGGCUGAGGGAAUCACAUUGGUUGAAGACAUCCAUAAGAAGAGGGAGCCUCUGUACACCAUGGACGGCAUCUACCUCAUCACACCAUCAGAGAAAUCAGUUCACGCCCUCAUCAAUGAUUUUUCUGUCGGUAACCGCAUUAUGUAUAAAGCAGCUCACGUUUUCUUCACUGAAGUGUGUCCUGAGGAAUUGUUCAAUGAAUUGUGCAAAUCGUCAGCUGCUAGAAAAAUCAAAACUCUGAAGGAAAUCAACAUUGCCUUCUUACCUUACGAGAGUCAGGUGUUCAGCCUGGACUCUCCGGACACGUUCCAGUGUAUGUACAACCCGGCGUUGACGCAGACCCGUAAUGCCAACAUGGAGCGGAUCGCGGAACAAAUCGCCACUCUGUGCGCCACGCUUGGCGAAUAUCCCUCUGUGCGUUAUCGCAGCGACUGGGAGCGCAAUGUUGAACUCGCGCAGUUAAUACAACAGAAGCUGGAUGCUUAUAAGGCGGACGAGCCGACUAUGGGCGAGGGUCCAGAGAAGGCUCGCUCUCAACUACUAGUGCUAGACCGCGGCUUCGACUGCGUGUCUCCACUACUACAUGAACUGACGCUGCAGGCUAUGGCCUACGACCUUCUGCCCAUUGAGAACGAUGUGUACAAGUAUGAGGCCUCUCAAGGUCAUAUGAAGGAGGUGCUUUUGGAUGAGAACGACGAGCUGUGGGUGGAACUCCGACACCAGCACAUCGCCGUCGUGUCCACCUCCGUCACCAAGAACCUCAAAAAGUUCACUGAGUCCAAACGUAUGGGAGGAGGAGACAAACAAUCCAUGCGCGAUCUCUCGCAAAUGAUAAAGAAAAUGCCUCAGUACCAGAAAGAGCUGUCCAAGUACGCGACUCACUUACGUCUAGCCGAGGACUGCAUGAAGACUUAUCAGGGCUACGUGGACAAGCUGUGUAAAGUGGAACAGGAUUUAGCCAUGGGUACAGAUGCUGAGGGUGAGAAAAUCAAAGAUCACAUGAGGGGCAUCGUUCCAGUACUACUCGAUCAGUCGAUCAAGAACUGUGACAAGAUGCGUAUCAUCGCGCUGUACAUAAUGUCCAAGAACGGUAUAUCGGAGGAGAACCUCAACCGCCUGGUGACGCACGCCCAGCUAGAACCAUCCGACAAACAGGCGCUGCUCAACCUCGCCAACCUUGGACUCAAUGUUGUCGUUGAUGGCAACAGGAAGAAGCAGUACCAAGUACCGCGGAAGGAGAGAAUCACUGAACAGACGUACCAGAUGUCAAGAUGGACUCCAGUUAUCAAGGACAUAAUCGAGGACUCCAUUGAUGAUAAGCUCGACCAGCGUCACUUCCCGUUCCUGGCCGGUCGUGCUCAAACAUCCGGAUAUCAAGCACCUACUAGCGUCCGCUACGGUCAUUGGCAUAAGGAUAAGGCGCAACAAACCAUAAAGAACGUUCCACGUCUGAUUGUGUUCGUGGUCGGAGGUGUCUGUUUCUCCGAAAUUCGUUGUGCUUACGAAGUGACAGCUGCUCUUAAGAACUGGGAGGUUAUAAUCGGUUCCUCUCACAUCCUCAUCCCGGAGAACUUCCUCUCGGAUCUCAGCUCUCUCACCGCAUAAAUAUUUCACCCCAAUUACCUACUGUUAUUUGGUUAGUUUUAGCCGGUGUUACUAAGUACCAUAUUUAUGUAUAGUAACUAAUUUUUCCUAUAAUAGAAUUGCUUAUAAAUAAUUUUUCCUUUAUCCUAUGUUCUGUUUGUGAUAUCGUUUGCUGAUAAUCAAUGUUAUAAUCAUUUUAGCAGUGUCUAUAUUGUUGAUAUUUUGGAAGAUUUAAUAUAUAUAGCGACGUUGUGUACUUUAGUUGGAACUACUAUACCUACUUAUUUAUUAUAAAUAAAUAAUCCUCUAAAUAUUUCGGAUUGUUAGCUGUUAUUUUGGUAAUGAUUUUAAUAGUUUAAAUAUUUAUAAUUAGUAUUAUUAUUUUUAAGUUUAGAAAUUGCUUUAAUGCCAAAAAGCUGGUACUGAAUCAAGUGUGGGCGAGAAAAAAAUAUAUAAAAAUUGAAUUUGGAUGUUAAGAGAUUUUUGAAUUUGGAAUGUCGCAGGCCCUCAAAGAAACAUUUUUGUUUGUCACUAUAGAAACUUCCUGCAUGUACUUAACCAAAUGUCCACAUCAUGAAAUCUCGUUAUAAAUAAAAGUUUGUUGAAAAAUACAUAGCAAUAGAUUUUUUUGAUGUAAACAAUCAAUUCUAAUACUGUAUGUGUGGUAGUUGAUAUAGUUUUCUCUACAUUCCAUAGGAAGUAUAGUUUUUCGAGGCGUCUAUAUAAAUCGUUGCGCCGUGUUAACUCCUUACGAAAUAUUCACUUGAAUAAUAAUAUUGUAGAAUCAGAUUUAAAUGUAUACAAAUAGCGGUAUGUGUGUACAACAUAUAUGAGUAGACGUCACAUAAAUAACAUAUCAGAAAUGAUAUGACCUAUAUAAUUAUUGUGUAUUUAAGAAUAAUUUUCAUAGAAUAUGACCUGUGAGAUAUAAACUAGUGCGGUUAUCGGUGCCCAUGUUCGUGCAAUUACAUAGAAUGUAUGCAUUUUUUUUUAAAUCUUUCAACAUACAUAUUCUAAUCGUUCAGUAUUGUUAAAGUUAAUAAACAUUUCAUUCACA
Danaus plexippus (monarch butterfly) is the source of this 2908-nucleotide messenger RNA. RefSeq names its product protein ROP (gene Rop). Gene Ontology annotation, cellular component: secretory granule; plasma membrane. The record is from RefSeq and is a predicted model, not a curated record. The transcript has 15 exons. Gene Ontology annotation, biological process: intracellular protein transport; vesicle-mediated transport; neurotransmitter secretion. Gene Ontology annotation, molecular function: syntaxin binding. Lineage: Eukaryota; Metazoa; Arthropoda; Insecta; Lepidoptera; Nymphalidae. Bases 109 to 1872 code for a protein of 587 amino acids.